UGCCGCGCGGCACCAUGGAACUUGUAGUUCCUUCACCCAUUCCCCCAACGCUCGUCUGACUUUAAGAAACUUCCUUUCCCGGCGUGCACCGCGAAUCCCUCCUCCUCUUCUUUACCUCUCUCCCUCCUCCUCAGGUUCUCUAUCGACGAGUCUGGUAGCUGAGCGUUGGGCUGUAGGUCGCUGUGCUGUGUGAUCCCCCAGAGCCAUGCCCGAGAUAGUGGAUACCUGUUCGUUGGCCUCUCCGGCUUCCGUCUGCCGGACCAAGCACCUGCACCUGCGCUGCAGCGUCGACUUUACUCGCCGGACGCUGACCGGGACUGCUGCUCUCACGGUCCAGUCUCAGGAGGACAAUCUGCGCAGCCUGGUUUUGGAUACAAAGGACCUUACAAUAGAAAAAGUAGUGAUCAAUGGACAAGAAGUCAAAUAUGCUCUUGGAGAGAGACAAAGUUACAAGGGAUCGCCAAUGGAAAUCUCUCUUCCUAUCGCUUUGAGCAAAAAUCAAGAAAUUGUUAUAGAAAUUUCUUUUGAGACCUCUCCAAAAUCUUCUGCUCUCCAGUGGCUCACUCCUGAACAGACUUCUGGGAAGGAACACCCAUAUCUCUUUAGUCAGUGCCAGGCCAUCCACUGCAGAGCAAUCCUUCCUUGUCAGGACACUCCUUCUGUGAAAUUAACCUAUACUGCAGAGGUGUCUGUCCCUAAAGAACUGGUGGCACUUAUGAGUGCUAUUCGUGAUGGAGAAACACCUGACCCAGAAGACCCAAGCAGGAAAAUAUACAAAUUCAUCCAAAAAGUUCCAAUACCCUGCUACCUGAUUGCUUUAGUUGUUGGAGCUUUAGAAAGCAGGCAAAUUGGCCCAAGAACUUUGGUGUGGUCUGAGAAAGAGCAGGUGGAAAAGUCUGCUUAUGAGUUUUCUGAGACUGAAUCUAUGCUUAAAAUAGCAGAAGAUCUGGGAGGACCGUAUGUAUGGGGACAGUAUGACCUAUUGGUCCUGCCACCAUCCUUCCCUUAUGGUGGCAUGGAGAAUCCUUGCCUUACUUUUGUAACUCCUACUCUACUGGCAGGCGACAAGUCACUCUCCAAUGUCAUUGCACAUGAAAUAUCUCAUAGCUGGACGGGGAAUCUAGUGACCAACAAAACUUGGGAUCACUUUUGGUUAAAUGAGGGACAUACUGUGUACUUGGAACGCCACAUUUGCGGACGAUUGUUUGGUGAAAAGUUCAGACAUUUUAAUGCUCUGGGAGGAUGGGGAGAACUACAGAAUUCGGUAAAGACAUUUGGGGAGACACAUCCUUUCACCAAACUUGUGGUUGAUCUGACAGAUAUAGACCCUGAUGUAGCUUAUUCUUCAGUUCCCUAUGAGAAGGGCUUUGCUUUACUUUUUUACCUUGAACAACUGCUUGGAGGACCAGAGAUUUUCCUAGGAUUCUUAAAAGCUUAUGUUGAGAAGUUUUCCUAUAAGAGCAUAACUACUGAUGACUGGAAGGAUUUCCUGUAUUCCUAUUUUAAAGAUAAGGUUGAUGUUCUCAAUCAAGUUGAUUGGAAUGCCUGGCUCUACUCUCCUGGACUGCCUCCCAUAAAGCCCAAUUAUGAUAUGACUCUGACAAAUGCUUGUAUUGCCUUAAGUCAAAGAUGGAUUACUGCCAAAGAAGAUGAUUUAAAUUCAUUCAAUGCCACAGACCUGAAAGAUCUCUCUUCUCAUCAAUUGAAUGAGUUUUUAGCACAGACGCUCCAGAGGAUGGCUGCGGCUCUGCAUUCAAUCCAAGUGGGAGGACGCAAUUCCUUUGGCGCUAAAGAUGGCAACUGAACAAGGAAGAAUGAAGUUUACCCGGCCCUUAUUCAAGGAUCUUGCUGCCUUUGACAAAUCCCAUGAUCAAGCUGUCCGAACCUACCAAGAGCACAAAGCAAGCAUGCAUCCCGUGACUGCAAUGCUGGUGGGGAAAGACUUAAAAGUGGAUUAAAGACCUGCGUAUUGAUGAUUUUAGAGAUUUCUCUUUUUUAAAUGGAAUUCGUAAAGAAAUAUAAAACUUCAGCUCACAAUUAAAACUGUCUUUUUGGUUUUGGCUUUUUAUUGUUUUGUUGGUGAUUUUACUAAAAUAAAGUUGAGCUACUUCUUCUUA
Molecule: messenger RNA, 2117 nt
Organism: Pan troglodytes (chimpanzee)
Lineage: Eukaryota; Metazoa; Chordata; Mammalia; Primates; Hominidae
Gene: LTA4H
Product: leukotriene A4 hydrolase
Exons: 18
Coding region: 206-1804 (532 amino acids)
Biological process (GO): peptide catabolic process; leukotriene biosynthetic process; proteolysis
Cellular component (GO): cytosol; nucleus
Molecular function (GO): metallopeptidase activity; zinc ion binding; leukotriene-A4 hydrolase activity
Source: RefSeq, a predicted model, not a curated record